ACCGCUGGCGCUGAGACGACGAGAUUUCCGCCGUCAAUAUCUCCCCCCUUUCCAUCGAUUCUCAUCAAGAAAUUACAUCUACGCGAUCUCGCAUGAUCAGACCUAUCCGGCGAUACUAAUUUUAUCCCCCCUCGCCCAUGGUUGCCGCCUAAAACGCGCCCCGAAGUUCGCAUGACUAGGUACGGGGGAAUGGGGAGGACGCGCCCGAAAAAGCUCACCUCCAAGGCCUCAAUCCCCAUAGUUCGAGAACAGGACAUAGAUGUCAUUGAGGACGAAGUCCAAAAUGCCCUACAACAGAUCGAAACCGGUGUUGAGAAGGCGGAGGAGUCCGAAUUCCAUCUGCAAGUCGCGAUAAGCGCAACUGCCCAAGGAAAAGUAAAUGAAGCCCAUAUCCCGACGCCGGAGACGCUCCUCAGUAAUCUCCGAUAUGACGAGCUUUACCCUCCUACUUUCUCGCAGCCCGCGACGUACAUCCGCUUCUCCUCCACCGUCGAGGAUUGUUGCGGAUGUGCAUACAACAUGACCGAUGAGGAUGAUGUCUUCCUCAAGAUCAUGAACCAAAAGCGGAAUGCUGGCGAACCGCCAUGCACCGAGGACCAAUUUGAGGAAGUGAUGAACUUCUUCGAAGAGACCACGCAGACCAAGCAACCAUUUGCUGCUGUAGAUAACCCUCCUGUCCUGAGCUUUGCAGACAUGCAGGAGUCCAUGGACGCAGCCGUAGAGGACAGCGUAAAGCAAUUCGCCAAGGACAUAUACGAGCAUUGGAAGUCAAGGAGGAUGAGCGACGGCAACCGGUCUCUCGUGUCAAACCUCAAGUUUGAAACCGGGCAAGAUACUGAUGACUCUGACCCAUAUGUCUGCUUCCGUAGGCGGGAAGUUCGCCAGAUCCGCAAGACCCGUGGUAGAGAUGCCCAGAGUGCCGAUAAACUGAGGAGACUCAGGAAAGAGUUGGAAGACGCUCGGCAGUUGGUCGCUUUGGUGCGCCAGCGCGAGGUGGCAAGGAAGGAAAUGCUUGCAGUUGAGAAGCAAGUUUUCCUGCAACGGUCCGAAGUCAAGGAGAUGAAGAGGAAACUCAACAUCAAGGAUGAUGAUGAGGACCUCAUCAACCAGAAGCCCAAGAAGAAGCCGGCAGAAGUGCCAGCAGCGCAGCGUCCCGCACCUCAACUUCGGAUGCCGCCAAAGGCCAGCACCCAAGUUACGGAGGAUUUGCAGCUCUUGGAGGAUGUUCAAGCAGACAAAGAGAACGAGAUCCUGCGCGAUAUCAAGCAGAACAUCUCGAAGCACGUCAAGUGGAACGAGGGCUAUUUGGACCUCACCACGGUGCCUCUUUCGCCAUCUCCGGAAAGGACGUUCGACGCUGCUUUUCGGCCGGCGAUUACCACACAACUGCCAACCCCUCCAUCAUCCGAUUCGUCAGAGAAUAUGUCGGGUUCAGCUUUAGAUACCUUCAAUUCCUUAGCCUUCCGGGAUAAUUUCGCUCCUCAUGCCAUGGAGUUGAGCGACGACACGAGCAAGAUGCCUGCGUUCAGGAGACGUAUCGGGCGUGGCGGACGCUUGUGGAUUGACCGUCGAAACUUCGCGUCGCGCUGUAGAGCAGAGAUGGAUCCUUGGAAAGCCGAUCGAUUCAAAUAUGACCAAGAGGAUUCGGACGAGGAGCCAGAGUAUGAACGCGAUCCGUACGACAUCCAACUUAUGCAACAUCGAGCCAUGAUCGUGGCCAAAGCCCGGGAUCAAGCAGCUCAAGCACAUGCGCAGGCGCAGGCUCAAGCCCAAGCCCAAGCCCAGGCCCAGGCCCAAGCACAGGCCCAAGCACAGCAGCGGCGAAUGCAAGCUGAACAAUCAGCGAAUAAUCCGCCAAACAUGGGACAGACAAUGGGAUCAAAUCCCGGGCCUGGUGCCGUUGCCCCUGUAGCCGAGACAUGAGCUGGGCUUUUCUUUUCUCUCUCCUCUUUAUCCCCCCUUUUAUUCUUUUAAUCCCCUGCACCACCUUUUUUUCACCUUUUCUCACCCCGCAUUUGACAGGCGUUCUUCAAGCUUGUUUUUUUUUUUCUCACGGACCCCUUGUACUUUUACACCCUCGACACACUGAUCGUGAGAUGCCUCUGAAAGUUUCUUCGAUUCCAACCCCAUACCCACAUAUUCACCUGCUCCCUGAGCAUUGUGAAGCAAACCAAAAAUUUCAGGAUAAUGUCGCAGAUGGAUGCUUUUUCUUUUUCUCAUGACAUGACCCUGUUAUGCCGCUGUUAGUGUACAUAGUGACCUGCUCUUUUGUUUCUCUCUCGACGCCGAUCAGUCGAUAGACUCUUGUAUGGAUAGCGAAGCUAUGAAGUCAGCAACGAAAUAAACAAAAAUCUAAUAUCCGAUACAAACGAGAAG
Aspergillus steynii IBT 23096 is the source of this 2376-nucleotide messenger RNA. Its product is annotated as enhancer of polycomb-like protein 1. The record is from RefSeq and is a predicted model, not a curated record. Gene Ontology annotation, biological process: regulation of transcription by RNA polymerase II. The coding region runs from base 172 to 1923 and encodes 583 amino acids. Gene Ontology annotation, cellular component: piccolo histone acetyltransferase complex. Lineage: Eukaryota; Fungi; Ascomycota; Eurotiomycetes; Eurotiales; Aspergillaceae. The transcript is spliced from 4 exons.